Molecule: messenger RNA, 765 nt
Organism: Adineta ricciae
Lineage: Eukaryota; Metazoa; Rotifera; Eurotatoria; Adinetida; Adinetidae
Source: the annotation of a GenBank genome assembly
AUGGUUUCACAUGCUGUGUUAGUUGAAUUUGUACGUUUAAAAUCACCGCACACCGGUGAAAAUAUACGACAAUUAACUGAAGAAGUUCUUGAUAAGUACAAUAUCAAAGACAAAGUUUAUAAAAUUGUUACGGAUAAUGCAUCGUCAAUGAUCAAAGCUUACAAGUUUGGUUUAUUUCCUGACGAAGAAGCCAAUGAGUGCGAAGAUGGAAUUAUUGCAACACAAAACACUCAAAACUUAUCUGACGAUUUAGAUCACGAUAUUGAAAUGAACACAUUCCAAGCUAUCAAUGUGGACUCUGACAAUGAUGAAGAUUUCGAAGAUCAAAUGGGGACACGGUUGUCCUGUUUUGCCCACUCUCUUCAACUUUGUGUCCGGGAUGGUUUAAAAAAUUCAACGUAUACAACGCGAGCUCUUGGGAAGUGUCAAUCAUUGGCGAAAAGUUCUCACAAAUCAUCCAAAGUAGCUGAUUAUCUCGAAGAAAAGAAUAAACAUGUUAACAAAAUGAAUGUCACCAGAUGGNACAAUGAUGAAGAUUUCGAAGAUCAAAUGGGUACACGGUUGUCCUGUUUUGCCCACUCUCUUCAACUUUGUGUCCGGGAUGGUUUAAAAAAUUCAACGUAUACAACGCGAGCUCUUGGGAAGUGUCAAUCAUUGGCGAAAAGUUCUCACAAAUCAUCCAAAGUAGCUGAUUAUCUCGAAGAAAAGAAUAAACAUGUUAACAAAAUGAAUGUCACCAGAUGGUUACCGUUUCAUCGUACGUGA